AUGGCCAUGGCUGAUAAUUCCAAGGAAGAGUUUCUGAAUCUGAUCAAGCGAGUUGGGGCUUUUCUCACUGUCAAGAUUUCCAAUCUCUUGCCGGACCUGGAUUCACGAUCUAUUGUGGCUAUAGCUUGUUUAGCAUUUGCAGUUUUUUUUACUUGGAGACUAUUGACACUACCUAGUGGGACUCAAAGAAGGCAACAUAAAAGUUCGGCUGGGGCAACUAGUUCUGGUGCUAGUACUCGUGCAACUGCAGAUGUAACAUUUUCCAGGGUUAGCAAUUCAUCAGAAUUUUCGAACACUCAGAAUGCAGUGAAUGAGCUCUUUCAGCCUGUGAAGCCAACUCUUGGUAAAAUAGUCAGACAAAGGUUGAAUCAAGGGAGGAAGGUUACAUGCCAGUUGCUAGGUGUAAUCCUUGAGGAAAGCAGCCCAGAGGAGCUGCAGAAGCAAGCAACUGUAAGACCCUCAGUGCUAGAGGUGCUGCUUGAGAUCGCAAAAUGUUGUGAUCUUUAUCUCAUGGAAAGGGUGCUGGAUGAUGAAAGUGAAGAGAAAGUUCUUGUAGCUUUGGAAGAUGCUGGAGUUUUUACAUCUGGUGGCUUAGUUAAAGACAAGGUUCUUUUCUGUGGGACAGAGAAUGGGCGGACAUCUUUCGUAAGACAACUAGAACCAGAUUGGCAUAUAGACACGAAUCCUGAAAUUGUCACCCAGUUAGCGAGAUUCAUCAAAUAUCAGCUUCACAUCUCUGCUAUCAAGCCUGAAGGAUCGGCAUCCAACGUUUGCACCACUACAUCCUUGGAAAAUUUCUUUGGACUCGUUUAA
Molecule: messenger RNA, 813 nt
Organism: Fraxinus pennsylvanica
Lineage: Eukaryota; Viridiplantae; Streptophyta; Magnoliopsida; Lamiales; Oleaceae
Source: the annotation of a GenBank genome assembly